Molecule: messenger RNA, 2021 nt
Organism: Heterobasidion irregulare TC 32-1
Lineage: Eukaryota; Fungi; Basidiomycota; Agaricomycetes; Russulales; Bondarzewiaceae
Exons: 10
Coding region: 46-1929 (627 amino acids)
Biological process (GO): phenylalanyl-tRNA aminoacylation
Cellular component (GO): cytoplasm; phenylalanine-tRNA ligase complex
Molecular function (GO): ATP binding; phenylalanine-tRNA ligase activity; magnesium ion binding
Source: RefSeq, a predicted model, not a curated record
GACUCGUACCUGUUGUUUGCACACAGGCAGUUCUCCCUCUAGACAAUGCCGACCGUUUCUGUAGAUAAAGAAGACCUGUGGGAGAGACUCGAACAAAAAUUCACCAAGGAGGAGUUUGACAAGCUCUGCUUCGAGUUUGGUAUCGAGCUCGAUGAGGAUACCACAGAAGAAGUAGAGGAAGCUAUCAAGAAGGGCCUGCCCGCAGAGCGUCCACAACUCAAAAUUGAGAUACCCGCAAAUAGAUACGAUCUACUCUGCAUAGAGGGCAUCGCUCGCGCUCUUCGCGUUUUCCUCGGGAAGGGAGAGGCACCACAGUACAAGCUUGUCUACCCGCCUGGUGGUGAAGCCGAUCUUCUCGAGGUCACCGUCUCGCCCGAGACGCAACAAGUCCGGCCCUUCUUCGCGUCUGCCAUCCUCCGAAACGUCACCUUCACGCAACGAUCCUACGACUCGUUCAUCGACCUGCAAGACAAGCUCCACCAGAACAUCUGCAGGAAGCGGUCGCUGGUCGCCAUCGGCACACACGAUCUGGACACGAUCACCCGGCCGUUCACAUACGAAGCGCGGCCCCCAAAAGACAUCAAGUUCGUCCCGCUCAACAAGACCAAGGAAUACACGGCCGAGGAGCUCAUGACGGUGUACGAGUCCGACAAACACAUCGGGAGGUACCUGCACAUUAUCCGCGACUCGCCGGUGUACCCCAUCAUCUAUGACGCAGAGGGGCGGGUGUCGUCGUGGCCGCCCAUCAUCAACUCUGAGCACAGCAAGAUCUCGCUGAACACCCGCAACGUCUACAUCGACAUCACGGCGACGGACCUGACCAAGCUGAACAUCGUCGCCAACAUCAUCUCCACCAUGUUCUCCGAAUAUUGCGCAGAGCCCUUCACCAUCGAGCCCGUCAAGGUCAUCUACCCCGACGGGAGAGUGGUCAUCACCCCCGACAUCUCCUCCCGCCCGAUGGAAGCCCACGCAACCUACGUCAACUCGUGCACCGGCCUCUCCCUAUCGUCGAGCGAGGUCCAAGGCCUGCUAGAGCGCAUGUCCCUGCCAACGCAGGUGUCGCCGACCGAGCCGGACACGCUGCUGGUCAAAGUGCCCGCGACGCGGCCGGACAUCCUCCACGAGUGCGACAUCAUGGAGGACGCGGCGAUCGCGUACGGCUACAACAACCUCCCGGACACGUUCCCCGCGACGAGCACGGUCGCGCAGCCCCUCGCCGUCAGCAAGCUGACCGACAUCAUCCGGCACGAGUGGGCUUUUGCCGGCUGGGUCGAAGUCCUCCCCCUCAUCCUCUGCUCCCACGAGGAAAACUUCGAGUGGCUGAACAUCCCAGACGACAACGCGACGGCCGUCAAGAUCGGGAACCCCAAGACGCUCGAGUUCCAGGUGGUGCGCACGUCGCUCCUGCCGGGCCUGCUCAAGACCGUGCGCGAGAACCGCUCGCACGCGCUCCCGCUGCGCAUCUUCGAGGCCGCGGACGUCGUGUUCAAGGACGAGGCGCGCGAGCGCCAGGCCCGCAACGCGCGCCACGCCGCGGCCGUGUGGUGCAACAAGACGGCCGGGUUCGAGGUCGUGCACGGCCUCCUCGACCGCGCGAUGGCGAUGCUCGAGGUCCCGCGCAUCACGAGCACGGACGCGCACGCGCCGACGGGGUACUACCUCAAGGAGAGGCCCGACCCGACCUUCUUCCCCGGGCGGGCGGCGACGAUCUACUACCGCGCGCCGAGGGAGGACGGGGCGCCGCCGGCGGGCGCGCUGGGGAAGCUCCGGUCGCUGAUCCACCACGCGGACCGCGAGAUCGGGAAGCUGGGGAUCCUGCACCCGAGCGUGCUCGAGAAGUUCGACAUCGGGUACCCGUGCUCGGCGCUCGAGUUUUCGCUCGAGCCGUUCAAAAAGAAGAUGUCCGCGAUGUGGACGAACGACGAGUGAGGCGGCGGCGGCGCCGAGGGCGGGACUGACUGUGUCUGUAUUUCGAGCUAGAAGAGUGUGAGAGUAAUGAAUGGCUGUUGUAGUACCCCGUC